Messenger RNA from Chanos chanos (milkfish), 2247 nucleotides. RefSeq names its product angel homolog 1 (Drosophila) (gene angel1). The record is from RefSeq and is a predicted model, not a curated record. The transcript has 11 exons. The coding region runs from base 1 to 2247 and encodes 748 amino acids. Gene Ontology annotation, molecular function: 3'-5'-RNA exonuclease activity. Lineage: Eukaryota; Metazoa; Chordata; Actinopteri; Gonorynchiformes; Chanidae.
AUGAUUGGAAGUUUAAUGUUUUACGCCUUGUACCCCUUAUCACGAUUCAUCAACAGUUUUUCAGGGUUUGUGUGGAGUUCUCCCUCCUCUGUGUUCAUUAAUGGAAAAGAGGAAUGGGAUGGUGUCGGAGCCCCUUCCAGGAGGUGGAUUGCAGGGAAGGAAGACUGGAGUAAUAAGGACAUAAUACUGAAGGAGGGAACCGUCCAUGGGAGAAGAGAGUGGCGGAGUUACUCAGUGACAGACUCUGAGUUAGAAUCUGUGGAAGGGAACACAGACGUUACUCAAGAGAAAGAAAAGGGAGCAAGUGAGUGGAGGGACACUCCAAAGGAAGAGGAAAAAGAAGAAAUGUCACCUCAGAAGAAGAAACCCAGCUGGGCGAGGGAAAAGGAAGCUGAGGGAGUCCUGGCGAAAGAAAAUGCCACCACAGUGAAAAUGACGGAAGGGCCAUCGGACAACAGACGGAAUAUUGGCUUCCCAGAGGAAAGGAGGAUUACCUCCCUGCAGGAAAGGGAAAAACAGAGGGAACAUGAUGAAAUGGUCACCAAGAUAACCAUGUCACAGCCAAAUGAGAGAACUGUAUCUGUGAAAGAGCUAGAAAAACAGACCAGCUCUGACCACUGUGACACACACCUAAAUCUUGACAACUGCACUGUUUCAGAAGCGUCUUAUGCUGCUGGAAUUUACCAAGACCCACAGACAGGUGCAGGUGAUAGUGAAGAUCAACCCCAAAUAAACUCCCCUUUGUUUGACCUAAGUGCUUUACUGGCAGACAGGCACACAGAGACAUGGGAUAGUUAUGUUCAAUACCAGCCUGUGCAUACUCCUGGUUGGCAUUUUCCAGUGGGACCUGGACUGACUGAAAUGGUUCACUGUCCACCCUGGGAGUUUCUGAAUAUGAGUUACUAUCCACCACUACAGGAGAGUGAGCCUUUCGAAGUAAUGUGGAGAGUGUGGGAAGACCUCACAGAGACCCGUUCAGACCUCACCUCUCCCAAGGACGUGUCACAUCCCAAGCCCCACUUUGAGUUUAGUGUCAUGUCCUACAAUAUCCUAGCUCAGGACCUUCUGGAAGCAAACCAAGAGCUGUACACUCAUUGCACAGAGGAAGUUCUAGUCUGGGACAACCGUCUGAAUGUCAUCCUCCAGGAGUUUCAGACUUGGAAGCCUGAUAUCAUCUGUCUGCAGGAAGUUCAGGAGAAUCACUUUAUCCAGCAGCUCCAGCCAGCCUUGCAUGACCUUGGCUACGCCUGUAUCUACAAGCGACGUACGGGUGACAAAACGGAUGGCUGCGCAGUGUGUUUCCGUAGAGAUCGUUUUUCGCAGCUGUCUGUCAGACUGUUGGAGUUCCGACGCCAUCAGUGUGAGCUCCUGGACCGGGACAACGUAGGCAUCGUUCUUCUCCUCCAGCCAGUCAGCACCACGGAGGAGGAGACAGAGUUCAGUCCCAUCUGUGUGGCCAAUACACACCUUUUGUUCAAUCCCAGGAGAGGCGAUGUGAAGCUGGCCCAGCUGGCCAUUGUGAUGGCAGAGAUAGACAGUGUGGUGAAAGAGUGUAAAAUUAAAGGGAGAUCUCCUGAGGUCAUUCUGUGUGGAGACUUAAAUUCAUUGCCCAAUACACCUCUGUACCAGUUUAUCACCAGCGGACAACUCUGCUACCACGGAUUGCCAGCCUGGAUGAUAUCGGGGCAAGAGGAUUUGUCCUAUAAAACCCACUACAGGAGACUUUACGCUCCACUGUGGCCUGACACUCUGGGCAUUAAUGACAACUGUCAGUACACUUCAGAUCACAAAGCUGAAACCACCAAACCAUCAGGGAAACUCCAGUACAACCAUGACUUCCUGCUGCAGCUGAGAUAUUGCCCUGCGGCCUGUGUCAGACCCGCUGACUUAGAAUUCAUAACAGGAGUGACAGACAACACACCAGACCUAAAGGACAAAGAAUGGUGUAACAAAAGAUUCAGAUACACCAUCUGUCAUGGUCUGAAGCUGAAGUCAGUCUACAGUCAUGUCAUGUCUGGCACAGGGCAGUAUGAGGUCACCACCCUGCACUCGGAGGGAGGAGCCACAGUCGACUACAUCUUUUACUCUCUCAAGAAAGGUGAGAACAAAGGUGGGCUGAGGUUGCUUGGCCGUCUGGGACUCCUGUCUGAGGCAGAUCUGUGGUCAGUGAAAGGACUUCCAAAUGAAAUAUUCCCUUCUGACCACCUCAGUCUGCUGGCCAAAUUUCAACUGGAUGCCAGUCGGUGA